Rhizophagus irregularis DAOM 181602=DAOM 197198 is the source of this 420-nucleotide messenger RNA. Lineage: Eukaryota; Fungi; Glomeromycota; Glomeromycetes; Glomerales; Glomeraceae. The record is from RefSeq and is a predicted model, not a curated record.
AUGGUGAUGGCGCUCCUCCUGGUGCUGGUGCUCUACCCGCUGGAAAAGCCUCCACAAUUUUGGCGAAUGCGUGAAAUACUUGGAUGGUUUGGUUCUGAACUUCAGCUAAUAAAUAUUUAUGCUUCACUAUGCGAUCCUGCCAAGUGUUCUGUUAGUAAAAGUUUGGCCCAGAGUGGCUUUAGACAGGCUAGGAAUGAUACAAAUUUGAGAGCGUUGGAGAUUAUAUGGGGUACAUUACAAGAGGGGGUACAGGACAGGGUGGGUGCCCGGCGGCAUAUAAUCAUUGGGCACAAUUGCCCUAUGCUGCUAUGCAUUAAAUUAGAUACUUAUUUUGACGUGGGAUUGGGAUUUGAGAAUUGGGGAGUUCGUGUUAUUCAUGGUUCGCUGACUCUACGAAGGCGAAUGAUUUGGGCCUACUAG